Messenger RNA from Physeter macrocephalus (sperm whale), 776 nucleotides. It is a transcript of the gene NQO1, whose product is annotated as NAD(P)H quinone dehydrogenase 1. Gene Ontology annotation, molecular function: NAD(P)H dehydrogenase (quinone) activity. Gene Ontology annotation, cellular component: cytosol. The record is from RefSeq and is a predicted model, not a curated record. NCBI's taxonomy places the organism in Eukaryota, Metazoa, Chordata, Mammalia, Artiodactyla, Physeteridae.
AUGGAGGUUAGAAAAGCACUGAUCCCUGCCCACUCAGAGAGGACAUCCUUCAACUAUGCCAUGAAGGAGGCCGCCGUAGAGGCUUUGAGGAGGAAAGGAUGGGCGGUCACUGUGUCGGACCUAUAUGCCAUGAACUUCAAUCCCGUCAUCUCCAGAAACAAUAUCACAGGUAAACCGGAGGACCCCGGGAACUCUCAGUAUCCUGCCGAGUCUGUUCUACCUUAUAAAGAAGGCCGUCUGAGCCCAGAUAUUGUGGCCGAACAAAAGAAGCUGCAAGCCACAGACCUUGUGAUUUUUCAGAGUGGCACUCUGCAUUUCUGUGGCUUCCAAGUCUUGGAAACUCAACUGACAUAUAGCAUUGGGCACACUCCCGAGGAUGUCCGAAUUCAGAUCCUGGAAGGAUGGAAGAAACGCCCGGAGAAUAUCUGGGAUGAGAUGCCACUGUAUUUUGCUCCAAGUAGCCUCUUUGACCUAAACUUCCAGGCAGGAUUCUAUAAAAAGGAGGUACAGGAUGAACAGAAAAAUAAGAAAUUUGGCCUUUCAGUGGGCCAUCACUUGGGCAAGUCCAUCCCGACAGACAACCAGAUCAAAGCCAGAAAAUAAGAUUCACAAGACUUGAUUUCCUUUCUAAAAUAUAGCCAAAUCUAGAUUUCUUUCUUGGGGUUCCUUGACUUGCUUUAUUUAAGAUUUGUGUUUUUCUUUUUCCACAAGGAAUGGAUAGAACAGACUAUAUUCAUACAAUUUUGUAUAGUUUGGUUAAACAUAACCGAUUGUUU